AACCAGGAUCAUCUCAAAAACUCCAUGCAAAGACACCAAAUCACCAGAGAUCACAGUACUUCUCCACCUGGUGGAAACUCAUCUUCCAACCAAUGUUCUGACAAUCCCGGCUUCCCACCCACCGAACAAGAACCACAUAUCUCAGAGUUUAAUCUUUGUUCAAAAUAAACUUUAUUUACCUGAUUUCUUAGUCUCCUGUUUUUCUGUACAUGGGUCAAAAUACUUGAACCCAACAUGACAGAACACUCAGUCCAACAGUCAGACCUCACAGAAGCUCUCAGGAGGACUAUGGCAGAGCAACACUCACUAAUCCAAUCCCAUGAUACUGUUUUACAAGUUCUUUGUGAUGGCCAAACCGAAACGAAUCACCAUCUUGAAGAACUAUCUAAUUCAGGGGUGUCAAACUCCAGUCACCAAGGGCCGGUGUCCUGCAGUUUUUAGAUGUGCCACAGGUACAAAACACUGGAAUGAAAUGGCUUAAUUACCUCCUCUUUGUGUAGAUGAGUUCUCUAAAGCCUUGCUACUGACCUAAUUAUUCUAUUCAGGUGUGGUGCAGCAGAGGCACAUCUAAAAGUUUCAGGACACCGGCCCUUGAGGACUGGCGUUUGACACCUCUAAUUUGUUACAAAGCUCUCUCCAUCAGACCUCCACUUCCACUUCCUCUCCAGAACCACCGGUCCACUCCAUGUCUUCAGAUAUCCAUCUACCUACUCCAGAAAAGUUCUCAGGUGAUAUUAAUCGUUGUGGUGGUUUUCUUCAGUGCUCUAUAGUAUACAAUCAUUUUGCUUUUGAAAUUACAUAUGGCAGAGCCUUGAUUGUUCAGAAGCAAGAUUCCCUACUCCUGCUAAUUUUGUUUGCACUUCCCAUGACUUUUUGAAGGGGUUUAAGCAGAUUUUUAGCCAAGAACCUGAUGAAACAUCCAAUUCCCAUGAGUUAUGGACAAUCAAACAAGAGCAGAGAUCAGUGGCAGAUUUCGCCAUCAAUUUUAGAAUUAAAGCGGGAGCGUCAGGCUGAAAUGCAUCUGCUUUAAAAAGUGCAUAUUUUAAAGCACUCAGCAAAUCUUUAAAAUAUGAACUAGCAACUCUGGAUGAACCUGCAACACUAAAAGGUUUAAUUAGUUUAACAAUUCGGCUAGAUAACAGGAUAUGUGAUUGAGUGAAGGAAAGAAAUGAGGAGUACAUCUGACAGAUUGUCUUCUCCUACUACACUUAUUCACCUUCUAUCUUCUCCGCAGAGCCAGACUGAACUGGAGCCCAUGCAACUUGGUCAAACCUGUUUAACGCCUGAAGAAAGACUUAAGAGAAUGACUUCCCAUCUCUGUCUCUACUGUGGUUCACCCGAGCACUUCAUCGCUCUUUGCCCAGUUCGACCAAAAGCUAUAAAUGCGAGGAGACUGGCAGGCCACUUGUGUGAAAAUAAGACUCCUCACCUUCUGAUACCAGCUGCCUUGUUUCAUAAAACCCAUCUCUCUUCUCUCUAUGAUCAAAUCUGGGAGUGAACAGAACCUCAAUGAUUUAACUCUCAUUCAACAGAUGUCCAUAGAAGCAGUUCCACUUACUGUGCCGCUCCGUGUCUCCACCUUGGACAGCAAGGCGCUAUCCCAGAUCACCCACAAGACUCAGUUAAUCAUCUCUGUGGACAAUAGAGAACAAAUCACCUUUUACGUAUUUCCCACAGCCAACUCUCCCUUAGUCUUAGGUUUUGAUUGGCUACAGAAACAUAAUCCCCACAAUAACUGGUCUGAAAUGCACAGGGACUCUUGGUCACUUAACUGUUAUUCCACUUGUCUCCGCUCAGCAGUUCCACCAGGUCCAUCCCCAGCAGUCAAAAAAGAGCCAAACCCACCUGAUCUUACGCUCAUCCUAGAGGAUUAUCAUGAUUUGGCUCUGGUAUUCAGUAAAUCAAAACCUGUCUCUUCCACCUCAUCGCCCAUAUGACCUUCUUGCAGGACCCCCAUUACCCACCAGCUGUUUGAAUAACAUCUCCCGUCCAGAACACAAGACCCUGGGAAAAUACAUAAGACACUCUUUCCGCAGGCAUAAUUUGUGCCUCUUUAUCUCCUCUUGGUGCCGGAUUCUUUUGUGGGGAAGAAAGAAGGCUCAUUAAGACCAUGCAUCGACUACAGAAGUUUAAAUCAAAUAACUGUAAAAUACAAAUGCCCUCUGCCUCUUUUCUCCUCAGUUUCAGAACCAGUUCACGGCGCAACAAUCUUCACCAAUCUUCACCAAUCUCGACCUCAGGAACGCAAAUCAUCAAUUCCGCAGCAGCCAGGGGGACGAAUGGAAGACGUCAUUCAAAACACCCAUAGGACACUUCGAGUAUCUUGUCAUGCCUUUUGGCUUAUCCAAUGCUCCUGCAUUUUUUCAUCUCUUGUUAAUGAUGUGCUGAGAGACUUUCUGAACAUUUUUGUAUUUGUUAGAUGAUAUUUUGAUCUAUUCCAAGACCCUUGCUGAACACAAAAAACAUGUCUGCCUCAUCCUACAACUCCUUAUGAAUAAUAAACUGUAUGUCAAAGCUAAGAAAUGCAAGUUUCACCAACCAUCAGUCACAUUCCUGGGUUUCAUACUUGAGGGCGGACAGGUAAGACCCACAUAGGAAAAAAUCAAGGUUGUUUUGGACUGUCCCAUUCCUGAAAUGCGUAAACAGCUUCCAAGGUUCUUCAGAUUUGCCUACUUCUACCGACGAUUCAUUCGGAACUACAGUCGAACCGCAUUACCACUCACAGCUCUUACUUUCAACAAGACAGCAUUCAGUUGGACACCCGAAGCUGACGCCGCUUUCCAUCAGCUCAAAUUGCUUUUUUCUAAAGCUCCUGUUCUAAUUGAACCUGAUCCCAUUAAACAAUUCAUUGUUGAAGUAGAUGCUUCUGAAACAAGAAUAGGAGCUGUCCAAUCUCAGUUCUCUGAUUCUGAUACUAAAGCUCAUCCUUGUGUUUUUUAAUCCCGCAGAUUAUCCCCUGCAGAACACAACUAUGAUUUGGGUGAUGGAGAACUCCUCGCUAUUAAACUUGCCUUGGAGGAGUGGCGGCACUGGUUGGAGGGCACAGAACAUCCUGUUCUGGUCUGGCAUCCUGACCAGGAGUUCCAGAAAUAUCCAACCUGAUUCCCUUUCCCGACUCUAUUCUCCUGAUGACUCACAAAAGGUCCCUGCCACCAUUCUUCCACCCAGUUGUACAGUUGCCUCAGUUACUUGGGAAAUCAAAGAUCUCAUCCACCAAGCCCAGGAAUCUGAACCUGCUCCUGCUCAUCCCUCACAAGAAGGUCUAUGUCCUUACGUCUGUCCGAGCCCACCUAAUUCAUUGGAUCCAUUCUGUUAAAUUCUCAGCACAAUUGCUCUUGUCAACCGAGGUUCUGGUACCCCUCGAUACAUAAAGAUGUUAAAGAAUACGUCCUCUGCUGUCCUGUCUGUGCAAGAAAUAAAUCUUCUAAUUAAUCCUCAUCUGGUCUCUUGCAACCCCUGUCCAUCCUUCAGCGCCCUUGGUCACAUAUCUCCAUCGAAUUUAUCUCCGGACUCUCAUAUCAAAAGAUUGGAUGACGAUGAUGAAGAACACAGCUACUUUGGGAAGAAGUACAUUGGCGUGGGACAAGGUGGAACACUAGAGAUUUUUGGUGAAAAGAAGCUGGCUUGGACUUUCCUCAACAAGACCCUCCAUCCUGAAAAGAGCAACCAAAAAAGUUACCUUUUCCACAGAAGCUGGGGGAACCGAGGCAUCAUUCUCCAUGUAAUUGAUCCUACUACUGGAGAUGUACUGCAUAGUGACAGGUUUGACACAUACCAGGGGAAGACGGAAAGUUAUCGCCUUGCAAAGUUUGUUGAUGACAUAAAGGCAGGUCUCAUCUUGUGCAUGAUGGUCAAUGAUGAAGGUUCAAACAACUUAGAAGAUUCAGCCAAAAAAAGCCUGUCCAGGUUAGGCAGCAUCUUCAUCAGCAAUCUUGGAUUUCGAGAUCCUUGGACCUUUAUUGUCAAAAAAGGUCACCCUUCUUCUGCUGUGGAGGAUCACACAGUCUAUAAAGGAACUAAAGAAUCAUCAAAGGCUCAGAGCUCUUUUCAAUUCCAGUCAAGUUCUGGAGAGUACUUUACCAUCACCAGCAACAGCCAGUGGGCACAAGAGGCAGAGUGGACUGACUGGUUUGACAGGGACGAUGAAAGGGGAUCUGGAGACUGGGAGAAACUGUUUGACCUGCGCAAAGCGUAUCCAGAUCAACUGUGUAGCAGACCAUUGGACAUCCAGGUUCAAACCCAUGAUGGAAUACCCUUCAACCAGACAGGAGAUGUCAUCUACAAGAUCAGCAAGGACUAUGGUUUUGUCUGUCUCAACAAGGACCAGAUUCAUGGCCUAUGUCACAACUACCAAGUCAGAUUUCUCUGUGGAAAACUUGUUCGUCCACAGGUCUUUCUCUCAAUCAAUAUGUUAACAGACAACACCAUCUUGGAGCUUAGUGAUGAGGUGGUAGGUUGGAGGACUGGUGAUCAAGUGGUUGUGGCCAGCACAGACUACUCAAUGCACCAAGCUGAGGAGUUUACCCUGCUUCCCUGUCCUACUUGCAUGUCCAACCAAGUGAAGGUCAAAGGAAGAGCCAAGUUUAUCCACAUCGGUGAAGAAGUUGAUGGGGUGGAUAUGAGAGCAGAGGUUGGCCUGCUGACACGUAACAUCCUACUUCGUGGCGAGACUGAGCCCACCUGCUAUGGCCAUGAGGCUUGUAAAUUCUUUGACUUUGACACCUUCGGGGGACAUUUGAAGGUGCAACGGGGUUUCAGAGCUGUUCAUAUAUCUGGUUUGGAGCUUCAGUACAUGGGUCAGCAGACAAUGGGUCACUAUCCAGUCCAUUUUCACAUGAAUGGAGAUGUGGAUGAGAAAGGAGGCUACAGCCCCCCAACAUUUGUCAGUGAUCUAUCCAUUCAUCACUCUUUCUCACGCUGUGUUACAAUCCAUGGCUCCAAUGGACUUCUGGUAAAAGAUGUGGUGGGGUAUGAAACACUGGGCCACUGUUUCUUUACAGAAGAUGGUCCAGAGGAGAGAAACACAUUUUAUCACUGCCUUGGUCUGAUGGUAAGAGCAGGAACUCUCUUGCCGUCAGACAGAGACAGCAAAAUGUGUCGUGCUAUCACUGAUGGAGCAUACCCAGGAUACGUGGCAAAUCCACGGCAAGACUGCAGUGCAUCUUCAACUUUCUGGAUUGCCAACCCCAAUAAUAACCUCAUCAAUUGUGCUGCUGCAGGCUCAGAAGAAACGGGUUUCUGGUUUAUUUUCCAUCAUGUACCCACUGGCGCUUCAGAGGGUCUUUACUCUCCUGGACACACUGAACACACACCCAUGGGACAGUUUACCAACAACAGAGCCCACUCCAACUACAGGGCUGGAAUGAUCCUUGAUAAUGGAGUGAAGACUACAGAGGCCAAUGACAAGGACAAGAGACCCUUUCUGUCUCUAAUUGGAGCCAGGUAUAGCCCGCACCAGGAUGCAGAUCUCUUCAAACCCAGAGUUCCUGCAAUCAUCAGUCAUUUUAUAGCCUACAAAAACCAGGAUCAUGGAGCCUGGCUGAGAGGAGGAGAUGUGUGGCUCGAUGGCUGCCAAUUUGCUGACAAUGGCAUUGGUCUCACUCUUGCCAGUGGAGGAACAUUUCCAGAUGAUGAUGGUUCUCAUCAGCAGGUGAAGAACUCUCUCUUUGUUGGUGAAAGUGAUAAUCGUGGGAUGCUUCUUCCAGAUAACAACAUAUGGGGCCCAGGAGGUUCUGAUUUCUCCAGUAGGACACUGCCACGUGGAAUAGAUUUUCCUAUUCGAGGCAUGCAGAUCUAUGAUGGUCCAGUCAAUGUUCAGAACUGUACAUUUCGAAAAUUUGCAGCAUUGCAUGGACGACACACCAGUGCCUUUGGGUUCAGACUCAACAACUCGUGGCAGAGCUGCCCAAAGAAUUACGUCACCAACAUCACCUUUGACCAAGUUCCUAUCACGUCUCGGGUAUUUUUUGGAGAACCGGGUCCCUGGUUCAACAAGAUGCAGAUGGAUGGAGAUAAGACAACCAUCUUCCAUGACAUUGAUGGAUCAGUUAGUGAAUAUCCUGGAGCGUUUUUGGUUAAAGAAGACAACUGGCUGCUCCGUCACCCUGACUGCAUUGAUGUGCCUGAUUGGAAAGCUGCAAUCUGCAGUGGCCAUUAUGCACAGAUCUACAUCCAAACCCGAAAACCUGCCAACUUGAACAUGCAAAUAGUGAGGAAUGAAUAUCCUGACUGGCCACUGACAUUAGAAGGUGCCCUGGGAAAGAAGAAGCAUUACCAGCAAUUCCAGCCAGUGAUCACAUUAGCCAAAGGUUACACAGUUCACUGGGAUCAGACGGCACCAGCAGAGGUCACCAUUUGGCUCAUCAACUUCAAUAAAAACGACUGGAUCAGUUUGGGGAUCUGCUACCCAAAAGAAACUACUUUUACCAUCAUUGCUGACAUUCACAAUCGCCUCACUAAAAAGACAUUCAAGACUGGUGUCUUUGUGAAGACAACGCAGAGAGAGAAGAUCAAUCAUUCACACCUGACCAAGGGAUACUACUACUGGGAGGAAGAGACUGGCUUAAUCUUCCUAAAGUUAAAAGCCAAUAAUGAGAGGGAACAGUUUGCCUUUUGCUCUGUAAAAGGUUGUGAAAGGGUGAAGAUCACAGCGACCAUCCCAGAGGGAAGUCCACCCAGCAACUGCUUGGCCAAGGCAUAUCCAACACAUGCAGAGACACCUGUUGCCAAUGCAGCCAUGCCAAAAAAGAUACCAAAAAGCAGGCUGCUCUCAUCGGAACACUUUCUGGAGAUCAAAGUGGAGUCGUAUAUUACUCGCUUUUUCCACAUAAAGGAAGACUUUGCCUUUGUUGAGGUCAAUGGCAAGAAGUGGUACCAACAAGAAGAUGGAGUGCAGCUGACAGUAAUUGAUGGGCAUGAAGGGAAUGUGGUGGAGAGCAAAGGCUUCAGGAAUUCUGUCUUACAAGGUGUCCCUGCACAAUUAGAGAAUUAUGUUCAUGGACUAAAAGAUGGCUCCAUUGUGCUGGUGACAUCUAAAGGUCGUCUGGUUACUAAAGGAUCCUGGACCAAAGUUCUGGAAAUACUUGGUGCAAACAAAAUCAGUUUAAAAGAAAAACUGGCAUUUGUGGGUUUCAAAGGCUCCUUCUACCCCGACUGGGUAAAAUUGGAGAUCAGCAGUGACCAAGCAAAGAUCCAUCAGGUCUUGCCUGUCCCUGUUGUUUACAAGUUCAAAUUAUAAUUUUCAGGCCAAAUGAAGAGGUUUGGAAG
This is a messenger RNA of Poecilia reticulata (guppy), 7266 nucleotides long. The record is from RefSeq and is a predicted model, not a curated record. NCBI's taxonomy places the organism in Eukaryota, Metazoa, Chordata, Actinopteri, Cyprinodontiformes, Poeciliidae.